This is a messenger RNA of Betta splendens (Siamese fighting fish), 2986 nucleotides long. RefSeq names its product vacuolar protein sorting 4 homolog B (gene vps4b). The coding region runs from base 136 to 1662 and encodes 508 amino acids. Gene Ontology annotation, molecular function: ATP hydrolysis activity; ATP binding. Lineage: Eukaryota; Metazoa; Chordata; Actinopteri; Anabantiformes; Osphronemidae. The transcript has 13 exons. The record is from RefSeq and is a predicted model, not a curated record. Gene Ontology annotation, biological process: vacuole organization; endosomal transport.
GGCUGGACGCAUGUCAGAGCUGAGGGAGUGAAAGGCAAACAGGAACUUAUUGUGCAGUGACUAUACAACUGGAUCAUCGACGCGAGCGUAAAGAGGAUCACGGCCUGGAGCUGUUGUGUGUUGUAUUCAGCACACAUGGAGCCCACAAAUCUACAGAAAGCUAUCGCCAUGGCACAAAAGGCCUCGCAGGAGGACCAGGCAGAGAACUAUGAGGAGGCCAUCCGCUCCUACCAACAUGCCGUCAAGUACUUUCUGCACAUUUUAAAACGUGAACCCCAAGGUAAGGAGGGCAACCAGAAGAUCAGAGAUUCAUGUAAACAGUACCUGGACAGAGUGGAAGAACUGCAGGCGUACCUUGUGAAUAAAGAGAAAGCCAUUGAUCUUGCCAGCAAGGCGGCUCAGGAGGACAAAGCUCAGAACUAUGAGGAGGCGCUGCGUCUCUACCAAGCUGCUGUUCAGUACUUCCUUCAUGUGGUAAAAUAUGAAGCCCAAGGUGACAAAGCUAAACAGAGCAUCCGAGGGAAAUGUGCCGAAUAUUUGGACAGAGCAGAGAAGCUAAAGGAGUAUUUAAAGAAGAAGGAGAAGGCACCUCCUGCUAAACCUGUCAAGGAGUCGCAAUCUGAUGACAAAGGGAAUGAAAGUGAUGAAGGUGAUGAUCCAGAAAAAAAGAAGUUUCAAAAUCAACUCUCAGGUGCAAUUGUUAUGGAGAAACCAAACAUCAAAUGGAAUGAUGUUGCUGGUUUAGAGGGAGCAAAGGAGGCACUCAAAGAAGCAGUUAUUCUUCCAAUUAAAUUCCCCCACCUUUUCACAGGAAAGAGAACUCCAUGGAGGGGGAUUUUGCUCUUUGGUCCUCCAGGUACAGGAAAGUCCUAUCUGGCUAAAGCUGUUGCCACAGAGGCAAACAACUCAACGUUCUUCUCCAUCUCGUCAUCUGACCUUGUGUCCAAAUGGCUGGGAGAGAGUGAAAAGUUGGUGAAAAAUCUUUUCAGCCUUGCUAGAGAACACAAGCCUUCCAUCAUCUUCAUUGAUGAAAUUGACUCCCUGUGUGGUUCAAGAAGUGAGAAUGAGAGUGAGGCUGCUCGACGUAUCAAAACAGAGUUUCUGGUUCAGAUGCAGGGCGUGGGUAAUGACAAUGACGGAGUGCUAGUACUUGGAGCAACUAACAUCCCAUGGAGCCUAGACUCAGCCAUUAGAAGAAGAUUUGAGAAAAGAAUCUACAUCCCGCUGCCCGAAGAGCAUGCACGCUCAUUCAUGUUCAAGCUCCAUCUGGGCUCAACCCCUAACAGUCUCACAGACUCUGACUUCGUAACUCUGGGCAAGAACACAGAGGGUUACUCUGGAGCAGAUAUCAGUAUCAUUGUCAGAGAUGCUUUAAUGCAGCCAGUUCGAAAGGUCCAGUCGGCAACACACUUCAAAAAAGUACGAGGGCCAUCAAGAGAUGACCCCAACAAAAUUCUAGAUGACCUCUUGACUCCUUGCUCACCUGGCGAUCCCAACGCGAUUGAAAUGACAUGGAUGGAUGUCCCAGGGGAGAAGCUAUUGGAACCUGUAGUAUCCAUGCCUGACAUGAAGAGGUCUCUGGCCAACACAAAGCCUACAGUCAAUGAACAAGACCUGGAAAAACUGAAAAAAUUCACAGAUGACUUUGGCCAAGAAGGCUAGGUGGGAUGCUUGAUUCACGACAAACCAAAGCAAAAGAAUUGUGAUCGUGUCUCUUUUCUGUACUUGUCUCUUUUUGUCUCUGUAUUCACCAGGUCUUGGGGUUUAUCAUGUGAGCAUGAUUACUGCUCUGUCCUGAUAACCACACAAAGACUGAAAGCUCUCUUGAUAUUCACUGUUGUCCAAAGAAGAUUAAAUCCUUUGCAAAUGCAGCUGAUCUCAUAAAAAGAAAGAAUAUGGUAUUUUGAAUUGAAGGGGUUGUUUGACUCAUGCAUUACAGACAAAGGGUGUAUAUUAGUAUAUUACCCAAGUAACUUUUAACUGACAGCAGGCAUAACCAACAAAUCCUGCAAAUAAGGCCAAUGGAAUCUAGAUAAUUUAAGUUAGUAGUAGUUCUAGUGUCCUCAUAUUCUAGUCAGUAAGUUUCACUAGACUUAUAAAUACCCCAUAUUGCUAUAUUUGUAUUAAGAAAAACAACUAUUUUAUAAUGUGUACUAUUUUGUGAAUUUGAGCGUAUAGCUGCAUGAGUGUAUAGAGUGCACCAUCCUAAAAAUCAUGUCGUUCUGGUCUCUAGGUUGUGGACAUGAUGAGUUUGUGAGACAAAGAUACUUGCAGUAGGAUUUGAGCUGCAUUAGGGCCUUCAACCAUUUUGAAUUAUUUAUCCAUUUUCUAAACAAAGUAGCAAUUGUAUUUGUUUACUCAUUCAUCAUAUGAAGUCAACACAGCUUUCCGGGUGAAUCACCAGUGGUGUCGUACCAGCAUCAAUAUGUUCUCAUUCCCAAGGACUCAGUGGCUUUAAAUUGUUUUGUCCCUCAGCUCCUAGAUUUUUUUCCACAACUUCCUGUACAUUUUGUCCAUUACUAGCCACAGGCUUUGCUCAUUAUCCCAAAUACCAACAGCAGAAGAAGACAAACUUGAGCUUUUAUGUUAGGAAAAGGAUGCAUUGUGAAUUUUACUUAUACAACAUAUGAAUGCAUUUCCACACAUGAACUAGUAGCCAUAAUUGGAAGUGUGCACCAUGUGCCUUGUAAAGACGCUGCAAGAUCCUUUAUUUUUUUUUCUAAGUAGGAUGUACUGCUCAUAUAGAGUGCUUUGUCACUACAACUAAGAAAUGUAUAAUACUUGCACAUUUCAGGUACACUCUAGAGACUUUCUACAACUAUGCUCUUGCUCCUUCAGUGUGCAAACUGCCUCGUUUGAGUUUUGAUGGGAACGCCUUUUAUUUUACUGUAAAGCUCCGAGCCUUCUUUUUGUGAAGAGGCCACUGAUGCAUAUGAUUUCCUGUUUUUCGUUUCCACAGUGUAAAUAAAAGUUAUACCUACGUAAA